CACCUGCUUGCUGGCAGGGCUCUGCCUGUGGCCGCAGCAGAGAAGCCACUGUCCUUCCACCCCCAGCACCAGACCACCAGUUCAGAGACCAGCCUCCCUGGGGGGACCAGCCACUAAGCAUCACUGGCACCCAGGAAGCCAUCCUCAGCAGUAUCAACAUGUCUCGGCCCAGCAGCAGAGCCAUUUACUUGCAAAGGAAGGAGUACUCUCAGAACCUCAACUCAGAGCCCACAAUCCUGCAGCAUAGGGUGGAGCACUUGAUGACGUGUAAGCUGGGAACGCAGAGAGUACACGAGUCCAAGGAUGCCCUGCAGAAGCUGCAGGAGAUGGAUGCCCAAGGCCAGGUGUGGAGCCAAGACUUGAUCCUGCAGGUCAGAGAUGGCUGGCUCCAGCUGCUGGACAUCGAGACCAAGGAGUCAGGACAGCAAGGCACCAGCACUCUGCUCUUCCAGUGCCAGGAAAUGGGGGCAGAGCGGCUGAGGGCCAGCCUGCAGAAGGCCCUGGAGGAGGAGCUAGAGCAAAGCAUACCUCGAUUUAGAGCCCUUCAGCCAGGCCAGGACAGAUGGAGGGGGUCUUCUCUGGAAAGGCCGCUCCCUCUGCAGCAGGCACCCCCACUGGAGCAAAGGGUCCUUCCAGAGCAGCCCCACCAGAUGACCCCAGAACACAACCUCCUGUCAUCCCCAAGGCCCCUGCCAUGCCACCCCAGUGUCCAAGAACAAAGAGCUUUCACUCCACUUCCUCCAAGGCGGUCCCCAUCCCCUGAAGACCCACAGAGGGAUGAGAUGGUGCUGAACCAUGUCUUAAGUGACAUCGAGCUGUUCCUGGGAAAGCUGAAGGAGGCCCAGGCAAAGAUCAACUAUAAGAAGAAGAGAUUUGGGAAGAAAAACAAGGAUCAGGGGGGGCCGACAGAAGCACAGUACAUUGACUGCUUCCAGAAGAUCAAGUACAGCUUCAACCUUCUAGGGAGGCUCGCCACUAUGCUGCAGGAGAUGAGUGCCCCAGACUUCGUGCACCUCCUCUUCCAAAGUCUGGACUUGAUCCUGGCCCAGUGCCCUGAGGCAGGCCUAGCAGCCCAAGUGAUCUCACCCCUCCUCACCUCCAAAGCCAUCAGCCUACUGCAGUCCUGUUUAAACCCACAUGAGAGUAACCUCUGGAAGGGACUGGGCCCUGCCUGGACUACCAGCUGCAAUGAUUGGACAGGCCAGGAGCCUCCACCCUACCAACCCACAUUCUACGAUGGCUGGCAGCUUCCAGAGAACUCCAACCAGGCACACUUAGGACUCGAGGACUCCAUUUCCCUCCGGAGAAGUCCUGGAUUAGAGAGCACAUCUCACUUUGCCCAGGAGAAGACACACAACCAUGGCCCUCAGCCUGGGGACCCCAACUUCCAGCACUCUAGCAGCACACUUGUCAAGCCAGCCCUGAAAAUGCAAGUUCUGUAUGAGUUUGAAGCUAGAAAUCCCCAGGAACUGACUGUGGUCCAGGGAGAGGUGCUGGAGGUCCUGGACCAGAGCAAGCGGUGGUGGCUGGUGAAGAAUGAAGCAGGACAGAAUGGUUACAUUCCCAGCAACAUCCUGGAGCCCCUACAGUUGGGGACUCCCAAGAGCCAGGGCCAGUCGCCUCUUAGGGCUCCAAGGAUUCGCCUUAGCUCGAAGCCCGAGGAGGUCACGGCCUGGCUGCAGGCAGAGAAUUUCUCCACUGUUGAGGACCCUUGGGGCCUUAACAGGGAACCAGCUGCUUCACAUGAGACCUGGGGAGCUACAGAUGCUGUGUCCACAGGAGGCCCCACGGGUCCUGACACGCCUGGAGGCUGUCAGAAGGAUGCUGGGGAUGAGUCUUUAGGCACCAGUUUAGACAUCUCCAAGGCUAAGGCCCUCGCAUAUGCAAGAUGGCAGAUCUGACACUCCUAGAACACCAAGAAUUCCUCUUCAAGGUCCCUAUGUUGCAGCAAACCUCACACCCUGGCUCACACAGCAAAAAGGAUGAACAGACCCAGAAGUUGAAGCAAAUGGUGCCCCUUCUGGCUGAGAGCCAUCCCCAGUGAUUGCCUAUUUAUUUUCUCUCUUUUCCGAGCUUGGCAUACUUCUGCCUAGGCUUGUUAGGAGUCUAUUCGGUCCCUCUCCUUCCCAAUAAAAGCAUCUUCAGGCCCUCACAGCUUCUUCUGGAUGUGAUUGGAGCCAAAAGCAGGGAGGCAGGGAGGGCUGGAAUGCUGGGCGUGAAGCAGCAGCAAUGAUACAUUCAUCAUGGAGCCAGACUGAACGUGAGUGGGAAUUCACACUGCAACAUGGAGCUGGGCAUCAGAAUUUGAGAAUUGUGGUCUAAGCUCUCCUCACUCUUUCUAAGUAAACUCCAAAAUAAGACUGUGCUCACCAUCUUCUCCUGCAUACAUUUCUUCCAGUGCAUUCCAAGGCACCCAGUAUAGCCAAAGGCAUAAGGCUUCAAAGAGCACCAGGCUGACAGCUAUAGGUUUCGGUCAACACUGGCCAGCAAUCCGGAGCAGCACUGGCAAACAAGGCAGGUGCACCAGGCUCUACUUGGUAACAAUAGGCUAUUUUUUUUAAAAGAGGGGGGUCUCAUUCUUGGUCAGGCUGGUCUCAAACUCAUAAGCUCAUGUGAUCCACCUGCCUCAGCCUCCCAGAGUGCUAGGAUUAUAGGCAUAAGCCACCGCGUCCAGCCUAAGUACCCUUUUUUUAAUCUCAAAACUGUCAUGCACUUCACCCCCCACCCCACAUAACAGUAGUUACACUUUCAUUGAUUUAGUCUACAGACAAGGCCUAAUGUACUUCUAAAUUUGAGGGUUCUUAAGAUGUUCCCUUGGGCUUCCCACUUAAGUUCUCCCCUCCACUCCUAGAGGUUCUGUUUCCCCUCUUUUGCUUAUCAAUCUAUCAAUAAACUCUGUCCUUCCACUUGGGGGGAAAAAAUAAAAGGUGUUCCCUUAAGUCUCUCUUAGAUGACUUUGUCCCUGACCCUAACAUUGUCUGGGC
Molecule: messenger RNA, 2984 nt
Organism: Nycticebus coucang (slow loris)
Lineage: Eukaryota; Metazoa; Chordata; Mammalia; Primates; Lorisidae
Gene: EPS8L3
Product: EPS8 like 3
Exons: 19
Coding region: 159-1901 (580 amino acids)
Biological process (GO): positive regulation of ruffle assembly; regulation of Rho protein signal transduction; Rho protein signal transduction
Cellular component (GO): plasma membrane; vesicle; ruffle membrane
Molecular function (GO): actin binding
Source: RefSeq, a predicted model, not a curated record